Galleria mellonella (greater wax moth) is the source of this 2330-nucleotide messenger RNA. RefSeq names its product nose resistant to fluoxetine protein 6-like (gene drd). Gene Ontology annotation, molecular function: acyltransferase activity, transferring groups other than amino-acyl groups. The coding region runs from base 54 to 2132 and encodes 692 amino acids. The transcript is spliced from 12 exons. Lineage: Eukaryota; Metazoa; Arthropoda; Insecta; Lepidoptera; Pyralidae. The record is from RefSeq and is a predicted model, not a curated record.
CAGACGAGUUAAUACGGUUGGUGCGCUCGCGCACUACCAUUGAGUCGAGCAUCAUGGCUGCGCGCGCAUGCGUACUGCUCCUCUGCGCAGCCGUAGUUGCUGCACGCGAGUGCAUCGAACUAACGUUAUCAGAUAAAAGUAUUCUCACAGAAAGUCUGUUCAAUGGGACGUUAAUAAAGUUCGGCCUUAACCAUACAGCCGAAGAGAGCCCGCGUUUCAAUAUUCUAGACGUGUGGGAUAGAUUCCCGAGGGUUGUGGUGCCGAAGAACGGGACGAGCGAACAAUGCCGCCGGGACAGUCAACAUUACAUUGACAGCUUGGAAAAACUGGAAUUGUGGGCGUUGAAAAUGUUCGACGCAACUGCAAAACCUCCCUCGGGAAUACUUAGCGGCAACGGCAAUCAGUACGGAGACUUCGACGAGUGCCUGAGUGUAGAUGGCGCUGUGCGCGGAAAAUACUGCCUCGCCUCGCUCCAAGUCAGCCUCACUGAUCCUAAGUACAGUCAGAUAGACUCUCUUAUACAUAGCGAGCAUUACAUACGAAGUAAUGUUACAGACAUGGGUCACCGCGUCCCGAGAUACUCAAGUUUACUGUGGGGUGUCUGCAUUCCAAGUUCUUGCAGCAGUUUCGACUUGGAAGAAGAGCUUUCGCAACGUUUAGCCAACCUUGGCAUGACAGUCAAGGUCCAUAACACUAUGUGCACUGUGAAGAAUAUCAAUAGGCCAUACUCAUUUGGCAAGACUUUAUCCAUCACAUUUUUCCUAGCAAUAUUUUUAUUACUGAGCUUAGGAACGAUGCUCGACGAUGGUAAAGAAGGCGUUACAAAUUUCGAAAAAUUGCUCAAUGCAUUUUCACUGAAAAGAAAUUUCAAGAAAAUCUUCGAUUUGUCGGAUGGCCAAACGAGAGUCAAAGGCGUUGACGCAUUCAGAGGUUUGAAUGCCUUUGCCCUGCUCAUCGCUCAUAAAUCUAUGGCAAUGGCCCACAACCCUUAUGUGAACAAAGUCGGCUUCGCGAUGACGUUCGGCAUGCCGUGGGCUGUUGUGGGUCGUUCAGCAAUAUUGUACACGGACAGUUUUCUUUACCUGAGUGGAUAUUUGAACGCUCACAACCUUUUGCAAGAUCUCGAGAGAAAAGGAACUAUCGAUGUAAAGAACAGACUUAUUGGUAGAUGGUUUAGAUUGUUCCCGUUGUUCCUCAGCCUGAUGUUGUUUUGCACAUACAUCCUGCCUGAUGUCAACAAUGGACCGCAGUGGAACCUGGUGGUAGAGGAACACAGCAGGGUCUGCGAGAGGACCAUGUGGAAGAGUUUCCUCUUCAUCCACAAUUAUUUCGGCUUCGAAGAAAUGUGUCUCACGCACACCCAUCAGCUCGGUAUGGACAUGCAGCUAUAUGUGGCGACGUUGCCUCUAAUGUUAGUGCUGGUGAAGUCAAAGACCCUCGGCCUCUCACUGAUCUUCGCCACUGCACUAGCCUCCACAGUCUUGAGAUAUCUCGCCGUACACUGGUAUCAAAUCAGUAUGUUCGUGUACUAUGGCAUAUCAGUUCAGAAAUUAUUAGACGCAGCGAGGUACUCCUACAUACUCCCCACACAUCGCGCUACAAUAUACCUCAUAGGAGUAGCCAUGGCGUACUUUAUGCGAACGAAAAAGUUUAAUUUUACUUUGUCUAAUAACCAAGUGAGGUUAUUAUGGGCAACUUGCCUUAGCCUCGCCAUCUAUACUAUUGUCAGUCCCUACAAGAUGGGGCUGGAGGGCUACCAGUAUGAUCCAGAUCAGGCCGCCACGUUCGCUACCUACUCGCCGAUCCUGUGGGGGAUUUUCAUGUGUAUAGCGCAUUGGGCCGUUUCUAAUAACUAUGCUAGCUUUUUAACAACGAUACUCGAAUUGCGAGUGUUCAAAUUCUUCAACAAGAUAGCGUAUGGAGUUUACCUGACCCAGUUCCCAAUUUUCUUCUACAAUGUUGGAGUUCAGAGACACGCGGAAUACUAUUCACCGUUACUUCUGCUUCACGCUCCAGAAAUGUUAAGCAUCCUAGUAAUAUCAAUAAUGACGACUGUAGCCAUCGAGAUGCCAUUCAACCAAAUCUACAGGAUAUAUUUCGGAAAAUCUCAGAUUAAAUUAAAAGACAAAUAAACGCAUGGACGUCAACAAUUAGCAUAAGAUUAGAAUAAAAUGUACAUAUAAGUAUAAAUACUUAAACUAAGCCAAACAUCACGUAAUUAGAUUGUAGAUAACUUUGAUAAUUUUUAUACCUGAUGAUUACAUUAAGAAUAGAAGACGAUGAGUUAUUUAAAUGAAAUAAAGGAAAAAUUAAAAAAAUAUAUUAAUUUA